AUGACAACAAUAGAGAGACUCGGUAUUCAAGGCGUUCGAAGCUUCGGCCCCGAAUGCAUGCAAACAAUUUCCUUUGGAACCCCUCUCACCGUUAUUGUUGGUCACAAUGGGGCUGGGAAGACAACGCUAGUGGAGUGCUUAAAGUAUGCAUUAACAGGAGAGCUGCCUCCCACUGCAGACCGAGGCAAAGGCUGGCUGUUCGAUCCGCGUCUAACAGACACCCCGGAAGUAAAGGCUCAGAUUCGGGUGUCUCUGCACCAGCAGCAGCAAAAUAAAAGAAUUCUCGUUGUUCGGUCUAUGCAGUUAUCGCAUUCUCUUGAUAAACAAAGAAGGGUUAAACCUCAGUUCAAAGCGUUGGAGUCUGUUGUUCAAAUAAAAAGCGAUGACGGCCAAACUGCAGCCAUCAGCAAUAAAUGCGCUGACAUUGAUAAACAAUUAGCAGCUCUUCUCGACACCCCAAAGGCUGUGCUAGAGCACGUUAUAUUCUGUCAUCAAGAAGACAGCUGCUGGCCUCUAGGCGAUAUGGCUUCGCUUAAAAAGAAAUUUGACUCUUUAUUUGAUGCUACGAGAUAUGUUAAGGCGCUGCAUGCAAUUCGCGCUGCAAAAAAGGAGCAUGCAAUGGAGUUAAAAGACAGAGAAAAUGAAUUGAGGCUGCUGGAUGUACACCGCGGAGCAGCAAAGACACUCCGCUGCCAGCUGCAGCAGCAGCAGCAAGCCAUAGACGCAGCAACGCAAGAAAUACAGCAACAGCAGCAAGAAGUGCAGCACCUCGAAAAGGCUGCAGCAGCAGCAGCAGAUCUUUUGCGCCAAGUUCAGCAGCAGCUGCAGCAGUUGCAGGUAGCUGAGGAGUUGCAACAGAUGCAGCAGCAGCAGCUGCAGCAGCUGCAGCAGCAGCAACAGCAGCAGCAGCUGGAAGAUGAUGAUGGCCCCAUUGUAUUUGAGGAGUCUCUUGAGGAGCUCGAAGAGCUUUUCGUGAAGAUUACGCAGGAAUACAAGGCAAAGAGCGAACGGCGACAAGCAGUGUGCGAUAGAGUUAGCCUGCUGCAGCAGCAGCAGCAGCAGCUGCAGCAGCAACUGCAGCAGGAAAUGGGGAAGGCCUCCGAAGGGCUGAGGGCAGAGGAGCGAAGAGACGCAGCAAAACAGCAGCAGCAGCAGCUUCUCGAGAAGCUGGCAGCAAUGCUUCCAUACGUGCAGCAGCAGCAGCAGACACCUGAGAUGGCCGUGAAUUUGUGUCGCUCGGAGGCGGAGAAGUUGCGUCGGCAGCUGCAAGCAGCAGCACGAGAGCAGCAACAGCAGCAGCAGCAACAGCAGCAGAUGCUGCAGCAGCUGCAGCAGAAGGAGCAGCAGCAGCAGGCUGCAGAAAGCGCCUCCAUAUCUCAUAUUAGCUGCCUUCGGCAGCAGCUGCAGCAGCUGCAGCAGAAGCUACAGCAAAAACCAUCUAAGCAGCAAUGUCAAGACUCUAUUGCUGCAGCAGAGCAGCAGCUGCAGCAGCUGCAGCAAGAAGCAACAGCAGACAGAGAAGGGCAGCUUAAGAUCCUUGAGGCGCAAGUUGUGGCUUGUGGAGAGACUCUGCAGCAGCUGCAGCAGCAGCGGCAGCAGCUGCAAGCAGUGCAGCAAUCGCUGCAGCAGCAUGAGGCCCUUGGGGUGUCUUUACAGGUGGCGCAGCAGCGGCAGCAGGAGAAGCAGCAGCUGCUGCAGCAGAAGCAGCAGCAGCUUUCUCGCUGUGCUGCUUUGCUUCAAGAUGCCUCCUUUGCUUCCCUUCCUUCUGACCCUGAACAAGCUGAGGCGCAGCUACGUGCUGCAGCAGCUACUGCUGCAGCAGAGCAGCAGCAGCGACAGCAGCAGAAGCAAGCAGCAGAUGCAGCGGUAGAGAGCAAUGCAGCAGAGCAUCGCUUGCUGCAGCAGCAAAUCACAGCAGCAGCAGCAACAUGCAUGCGGCUUGCCGAACAAAUUGAUGCAGCUAAACCCCUUCUUUCCACCAUCAACACUAGCAGCAGCAGCAGCAGCAGCAGCAGCAGCAGCAGCAGCAGCAGCAGCAGCAUGGAAAGCUGGGAGAUGGUUGUGGGUUGGGGUUUGGGUUGUAUAGAGGCUGCUAUUGCUUGCGAGCUGCAGCAGCAGCAGCAGCAAGAGCAGCAGCUAAGGCAGCAAGCUGCUUCUGAGGGGGAUAUGAAGCUGCUCACCUGCUUAGCAGCAGAAGCAGCAGCAACAGGAGACUGCCCUCUCUGCAGCAGAACCUUAGAUGGCAGCAGCAGCCUCAAUCUGCUGCAGCAAAAUGUAAAGCGGCGUCUCGAGCAAAUGCCGCAGCAGCAGCAGCAGCUGCAGCAGCAGCUGCAGCAGCAACAAGCACUCCUCCAAAAAACUCAGCAGCAGCAGCAAAUUAUGCAGCAGCUAGCAGCAAAACAUAAAGAACUUGUUGCCGCUGCUGCAGAGCUUUCUGACAAGAAACAGGUACAAGAGCAGCUGCGCGCUGCUGCUGCUGCAGCAGCAGCAGCAGCAGAGGCAGCAGCACAAAGGACCCGGGAUCUUCAGGCGGCGCAUGCAGAGGCUGUUGAACUGAGUGCAGCUGCAGCAGCAGCAGCAGCAGCAGAACAGGAAGUUAAGGAGCUCGACAAUAAGCUGCGCACAGCAGCAGGGCUUCAUUCAGCAGGCAGCAGCAGCAGCAGCAGCAGCGAAGUGCAGCAGCAGCUGCAGCAACUGGAAGCCCAGAUUGCGAAAGCGUUUGCUGACAGAGAAGCAGCGCAGCAGCAGCAACAGCAGUUGCGGCAGCAACAACUAGGACAGCAGCAGCAGCUGCUACAGCUGAAGGCCCAUCUGGCGGAACAGCAGAGACUGCUGCAGCAGAUAAAUGAGGAGCAGCAUCAACAACAAGAGCAGCAGCAGCAGCUGCAAGCCACGAUCGCCGCAUCAAUGGAAGAGCAGCAGCAGCGAGUGAAGGAAGCAGAUUUAGCUGUUGCUGCUGCUGCUGCAUCUGCGAGUGGAGCGAGGCAGCAGCAGCUGCGGCAGCAGCAGCAGCAGGUGACUGCCGCACUGCAGCAGGAACAGCAGCAGCAAGAGCAUCUGAAUGCUGCAUUUGAAAAGGGGCAGCAGCUGCUGCAGCAGGUGCGAGACAGCAUAGAGAUGAAGCGGCAGCAGCAGCAGCUAGAGAAGCAGCAGCAAACAGUACGUGCUCUGCAAGAAGCCCUGCAGCAGCUGAUGCAGCAGGGGCUGGCCUCCCUGGGGCAGCAAAGCAGCCUUGCUGCAGCAGCAAUACAGCAGCAGCAGCAGCAGCAGCAGCAGGGCUUAACAGCAGCAGCAGUGGAGUAUGUUGUAGAGACCCUGAGGAGGGCUGCUGCUGAGCGGGGACAGCGUUUAGCAGAGCUGAGAGGUGCAGCAGCAGCAAAAGAAGAAAGGAAGCAGCAGCUGCAGCAGGAAAUCAACACCCCAACGUACAGACAAAUCGAUGAAAGAUAUGUGCAAGACUGCGAGGCUGAGCGUUUGGCGGUGGAGGACAUCGAAAAAUAUCACAAAGCCCUCGACAGAGCGCUGAUGAAUUAUCAUGCAGCCAAAACUCUUUACUCAGGCACUGACAUCGAUGCUAUUGCAAUUCGUUCAUCUGUAGCAGAAAACGAAGAAUGUGCUUCGCAAUUAGCGGUCUCAGCUGGCGAAAGGUCUUAUAAUUAUCGCGUAGUGAUGAAGACAGCGACAGGAAAAGAAUUAGAUAUGAGGGGACGAUGCUCUGCAGGACAGAAGGUGCUUGCUUCCCUCGCUAUUCGUCUCGCCUUGGCCGAAAUUUUUUCUGCCUCGAGUCAAAUUUUGGCUUUGGAUGAACCCACUACAAACCUCGACACAUACAACUGCGAAAGUUUAGCUGCAGCCUUGGCGCGUCUGGUGAAGUCUCGACAGGGCAGUCAUUCUUUUCAGCUUUUGUUGAUAACGCAUGACGAAUCUUUUGUUUAUAAAUUAGGAAGAGAAGGUCUUUGUGAUACAUAUUUAAAAGUUUGUAAAGAUAUCAACGGCCGCAGCAAACUCUCCUCCGCUGCCUUACAUGUCUAA
Messenger RNA from Eimeria acervulina, 4032 nucleotides. Its product is annotated as DNA repair protein RAD50, putative. NCBI's taxonomy places the organism in Eukaryota, Apicomplexa, Conoidasida, Eucoccidiorida, Eimeriidae. The coding region runs from base 1 to 4032 and encodes 1343 amino acids. Gene Ontology annotation, molecular function: double-stranded telomeric DNA binding; single-stranded telomeric DNA binding; ATP hydrolysis activity. The transcript has 18 exons. Gene Ontology annotation, cellular component: Mre11 complex; condensed nuclear chromosome. The record is from RefSeq and is a predicted model, not a curated record. Gene Ontology annotation, biological process: telomere maintenance via recombination; chromosome organization involved in meiotic cell cycle; telomere maintenance via telomerase.